Messenger RNA from Platichthys flesus (European flounder), 1327 nucleotides. RefSeq names its product circumsporozoite protein-like. NCBI's taxonomy places the organism in Eukaryota, Metazoa, Chordata, Actinopteri, Pleuronectiformes, Pleuronectidae. Bases 55 to 1182 code for a protein of 375 amino acids. The record is from RefSeq and is a predicted model, not a curated record. The transcript is spliced from 4 exons.
GUCUCAAAUAGCUGGCGGGAACAUGCAGGCACCACUCUCCUCUCUGUGACUGAAAUGAUGGGAGCUGUUCGGGCCUUGCUUAUUUGUGUGCUGACUUCCCUGCUAACCAAAGGCAUUUGCAUGCCAGUUGGUGACACAAAUGAAAUCGAUGGAGUACUGCCAACCUGGAUGGGAGGGUUCGAGUGGUUUCCCGAUAGCCUUUCCAUCAAGAAGGCCCUGGGACUCAUCCAGACAAUGGCCGAUUUGUUGAAGGAAAACGCUAAACAAGUUCUAGUGGGAGUCAAUGAUGUGGAAGCUGAAAUAUUGGUUGGACACAAACUUAAAAAGUUGCCCCCUUGCGAAGCCGUAGGAGGCCGCUUGAAGCAGGACGCGGCAGCGGGCAACGUGACACUGGACGCGGCAGCGGGCAACGUGACGCUGGACGCGGCAGGGGGCAACGUGACGCUGGACGCGGCAGGGGGCAACGUGACGCUGGACGCGGCAGGGGGCAACGUGACGCUGGACGCGGCAGGGGGCAACGUGACGCUGGACGCGGCAGGGGGCAACGUGACGCUGGACGCGGCAGGGGGCAACGUGACGCUGGACGCGGCGGCUGCAGGAGGCAACGUGACGCUGGACGCGGCGGCUGCAGGAGGCAACGUGACGCUGGACGCGGCGGCUGCAGGAGGCAACGUGACGCUGGACGCGGCGGCUGCAGGAGGCAACGUGACGCUGGACGAGGCGGCUGCAGGAGGCAACGUGACGCUGGACGAGGCGGCUGCAGGAGGCAACGUGACGCUGGACGAGGCGGCUGCAGGAGGCAACGUGACGCUGGACGAGGCGGCUGCAGGAGGCAACGUGACGCUGGACGAGGCGGCUGCAGGAGGCAACGUGACGCUGGACGAGGCGGCUGCAGGAGGCAACGUGACGCUGGACGAGGCGGCUGCAGGAGGCAACGUGACGCUGGACGAGGCGGCUGCAGGAGGCAACGUGACGCUGGACGAGGCGGCUGCAGGAGGCAACGUGACGCUGGACGAGGCGGCUGCAGGAGGCAACGUGCGCAUUGAACGCAGUACAGAACCUGUUGAUGAAGCCACAGAAGGAGAAUAUUUCAAAGCAGUCAGAGGAGGGAGAGGAGACUCUCCAAGUUUUGGAAACUUGGGAUUAACUCCACUACGUCAACAUCAGGUUCCCUUACACUGAGUUACUUUUUAAAAGCAGGAAACUGUUUUAGGAACCAUGCAAGAGCUCAUUGUGCAUCUGGCCUUUUUCUGCAGAAAAGCGGGAUAAGAUGUGUCUGCAUGUACCUGUUUCUGUCUCCACGGAAUAAAACUUUGUUUCAAAUUUA